GCCGCUAAUCGAGCACAGAUUGAAAAGUUAAUCAAGCUUACCUAAUGAUUUUGGCAAUCGAUAGUUUAUUGUGUUAUUGUGUUAAUUUUACUUACUCCAUUGGUUAAUCAAAGAUUUUUCUUUGAAAAAUGAGCUGACUGAUGGCGAUGUUCUGUUGAAAUUGUGAUGGUUCAUUAUAGAAGAUUUCAUAGAGGAGUGCUAUGAUGUAGAGUAGACAUGGGCACCUGCUAUUCCAAAGCUGGUCACGAGGCUGGGGCCCAAAGCAAAGAGAAGAGGCCCAAGGAGAAAAAGGGAGAAAAGAAUGGGCAUGCAGAUUCGGUUCAAAAUCACUUGGUUGUGCCAGAAAUCCAGAAAGACCUUAGUGACACUGUUUACACCGAUGACAGCCACAUUCCAUGCCCUAACAUUGACAAUUGUCUCAACAAAAGUCAGCAGACAAGCUUGGAAAAAUUGACACGGGAUGCAAACAAGAAUAUUGAGACCAAAACAUUUGAAGAUUUUGUCAACAAAGACGAGUGUCUAGUGAUUGAGGCCAUAGAAACCGAAUGGGGGGAAAAUGAUUUUGCAGAUGCUAGAACUGCAUUGCUCAGUAAACAUGUGGAUAUGGAUGUUCCCGAUGGAAAAGUAUCUGCAUCCGAUAGCGGUAUUGUUGUAGAAUUGUCCUGUAAGAACUGUGAUAGGGUUGAUCCGUACUCAGAUAGUUUUGAGUCAAGAGUUGAGCUUGUCGAUGACGUAUGGAAUGCGAAUAAAACAGACAGUGAAACGUCACCAGAAAAAGCUGGCAAGUAUUCAGACUUGUGUAUGGGUAUAACCGAUAGGCGCUCGCAACAAAUAAAUCAAGUAUCAGAACAUUCCGUCUCCCGUAGUGACGUGGGUGGCCAUGAAGACUCUACUAAAGAGUCGGUCACAUCAAUAGACCGACUAAGUGAGCAUAGCAGAGUGUCUGAGCCUGACUUUGAUAAAAUCCGACUAGCCCUGCAUAGGCCAUCGUCUGUUGGAAGUCCCACGGAUCACAGGUCAUUCCUUGACAGCUCUGAGGCCAGUUUCGAGAUCUCCUCGGGUCUCCAGCAACCUGAGGUUAUGACGAUGACAAUGAACGGACGAGAGGUGGUCAUCAUUGACGCUGACCUGUUCUCACAGAUCAUAGAUGAGAUUCAGAUCCUGAAAAUGAAGCUGAGCCAGUUGACCGAGGUUAUACAGGAUGGAGAGGAGGGUGAAGUAGGAACCAGUGUCUCAGUGUUGUCGUCUUCAGCAUAAUAUACAUAUUCCUUCCAUUAUGUGCAAUCAUCAUUUCCACAUGUCGUCAUUACCUGCAAUGCUCGCAAUUGGUCUUUCCUAGAAAACAAAAGAUGAAGACUGCGUAUCUCAGUGGUAACCAGACACUAUUGCAGCUGACAUCUUGUGAUCGAUCAAUCAUCUUCGUUUGUGGUCAUCGAUGCUUAUUAUUGCAGAACACAUCAUCUGUAUCUGUUGUUUGUUUCGUCCGCACAUCGUGAUGUAGUGUGCUUACUGCGUUGCUUUGAAGGUCAAUUAACCCUUUUCCACUUAGAUACGUAUUUUGACACAUUUUUAGUCCCUUAGAAAGUUACAUUGAAUGCAGGACCUUUCUUAAUAGAUAAGUUUUUAAGGCUUCAUUUUCAAACCUUAGAUAAUGAUGAGCAGCAAACAGCAUAAAACCUGAAUAGACUGCUAGGUUACUCACAGGCUGUUGUGGUUUUAUGCUGUAAGCACAUCACCAUUUUCACCUUGCUUCUGUGUGGGAAAGGUUUAAUACUGCUGAUGUAUACAUUAUGAAUCAACAUUGAUUUUGAAGGAAUUUUAACAAAUUACUCAACCUUUAAGGUAACCCAAAAGAUUGUCCGAAUACAUUUUCUGGUUGUGAUAAUUAUAUAAUGCUGAACAAGCAAUUGUCUUCUAAAUAGUAAAGGUGUUUUAAAUAAUUUCUUAAUAUUAUUAAUUAUUUGAAUAUACUGAUGAUCUGCUGUAGCUUUUUUAUUAACAUAGUUUAAUAUAUAAAGCUAUAUAUUAUUUGACAGACUGUUUGACAGCUACAGCAUUGUUAACCAGGUUUUCCGAAGGAAAAAACUGGUUAUUAGGUUGGCCAAUGCGGGCGGGCUGGCUGGCUGGCUGGCGGGCGGGCGGAACAAGCUUGUCCGGGCCAUAACUAUGUCGUUCAUUGUCAGAUUUUAAAAUCAUUUGGCACAUUUGUUCACCAUCAUUGGACGGUGUGUCGCGUGAAAUAAUUACGUCGAUAUCUCCAACGUCAAGGUCACACUUUGAGUUCAAAGGUCAAAAAUGGCCAUAAAUGAGCUUGUCCUGGCCAUAACUAUGUCAUUCACUGUGAGAUUUUAAAAUCAUUUGGCACAUUUGUUUACCAUCAUGGGACGGUGUGUCGCACGAAAGAAUCACGUCAAUAUCUCCAAUGUCAAGGUCCCCACGACUAAAAAUAGAUUUUUUUUAAAAACAAACUUACAAAGGGGGUUAAUUUUGUUGUUCAUUUCAAAAGUUCAGUUUGAGUUUUCUCCCUUUAUCAGAUUUUUUUUCACAAUGAAAACCUGGUUUUGUGACAAUUUUGUCCCUUGUUAAUUCAUAAAUUAUAUACAAAGCCUGAAGAUUUUCAAAACAAAUAGCCUGAUUUCCAUAGUAAGAGGCCUUUUUUUGUGUGGCACCCUAGCAACCCUGAUUUGUUCACAUAUUUUAUAUCAAUCUGUUCAGUCAUCAUUUUGAUAGGUUAAACACUGAAAUAGUGGAAUAAUAUUGAUAGGUUAAACACUGAAAUAGUGGAAUAAUAUUGAUAGGUUAAACACUGAAAUAGUGGAAUAAUAUUGAUAGGUUAAACACUGAAAUAGUGGAAUAAUAUUGAUAGGUUAAACACUGAAAUAGUGGAAAAAUAUUGAUAGGUUAAACACUGAAAUAGUGGAAUAAUAUUGAUAGGUUAAACACUGAAAUAGUGAAAUAAUAUUGAUAGGUUAAACACUGAAAUAGUGGAAUAAUAUUGAUAGGUUAAACACUGAAAUAGUGGAAUAAUAUUGAUAGGUUAAACACUGAAAUAGUGGAAUAAUAUUGAUAGGUUAAACACUGAAAUAGUGGAAUAAUAUUGAUAGGUUAAACACUGAAAUAGUGGAAUAAUAUUGAUAAGUUAAACACUGAAAUAGUGGAAUAAUAUUGAUAGGUUAAACACUGAAAUAGUGGAAUAAUAUUGAUAGGUUAAACACUAAAAUAGUGGAAUAAUAUUGAUAUAAAUCAUAACUGAAAUAGUGGAAUAAUAUUGAUAUAUAAAUCAUUGAAUUAAUCCUCUUUAGACUAACAAACUUGUUAAUAACAAUACAUAUGUAAACAAAUAUAUUGGCAUUUACACGUGUCACAAAUUUUGGUUAAAUUUUGUCAAAUUGUCUUUCCAAACAAAAUCUCAAAAUCCCACAUUUUUAAUCCAAAAGAACAACAUUUGUGUGAUAAAAUUUUCUAUAGAUAAAUAACUGAAGUUUUACAUGAGAUAUACAUGUAAAAAAAGUUUUACAUGAGAUAUACAUGUAAAAUGUUUUACAAAAUAUUGGGUUGACAAAUCUAUAGGAAUGGAUGAUAUAGGAAAGAAGGAUACAUGUUUGUAUUUGCAUUACAUUUACCGGUAUUGAGGUACAGCUCUAGUCACACAAAAGUCAUUCAUACUGGUACUUGAUGCUUAGUUGGUAUUUAAUAAAUUUAAUAGAUAUGUCUGUAUGUGAGAGAGUGUUUAUAUAAUUUAUAAUGUAUAAUUUAUGUAAUAUAUUAAGGAUAAUUGUAAAAUGCUUUACAUAUCAGAAUACUAUGAGACAAUUAUGGACCUGUUUUAGGAAUGGGAGUGUAUGUUUUUUGGUAUUUGUUCGUUAGUUGGUCUUUCUACCCAAUGACCAUUUCUUAUCUGCAGAGAAUAUUUCGACCUACACUUUAUUACAGUUGUGAAAUCUGGUUACUUUGCAUUGUUCUUGCGGUUCUUGAAACGCAAAUGAAUUGUGAAAAAUGGCACAAGGGGGGAGGGGGGGGGAGGUUCAGGCAUAUCAGUGACAGUUAAAGUUUCCAGAUUUUUGAAUAACUUUAACUUGAAAUACAUAAUCAGCAACUUAUUGUAUAGGUUGCAAUUUUAUUGUAUUUAUGAGAAAUUAAAAAAGCUAUACAUCUUUUACGAAUGUGUAUGCUUAGCGAAUGUUAAUUAGUUUGCAAUGUGUUCUUGCUUCUCCUGUUGUGAUCAUUUUUGCUUUUUGCAGUGUGAGUUGAGUUUUAAACCAUACCCCCAACAAAACAACACUUGUUUUGCUGUACUCUAAUGAUAUCCAGAGAACUUGAUGGAUUUCAAAGAUUUAAGGGAGAGCCGUGUUCUUUGAAAAGUGGGCUUAAUGCAUGUGCUUAACCCUUUGCAUGCUGGGAAAUGUGUCGUCUGCUAAAAUGCCGUCUGCAGAAUUUCUAAAAUUAGCAUUUUCUUCUAUUUUUUUUUAAAUAAUACUAUCAGAAUAGCGAACAGUUUGGAUCCUGAUGAGACGCCACGUUCUGUGGCGUCUCAUCUGGAUCCAAACUGUUUGCAAAGGCCUUUAAAAUUCGGUUCCCGCACUUAAAGGGUUAACGUGUCGUGAGCACAAGCUAAUCAGAGACGACACUCUUAGCUUGUAUGGAAGUUUUUGUUUGUAGGAAAUCUAGUUUAGGAGGAAAGUGUCUCCCCUGAUAUGGUUGUUUAAUCUUGGACGACACUUUAGGCACAAGCAUUAAGCUACAUUUUCCCAGAACAAGGCUCAAGGAAAUUUUCAGCGAAGACAUAUUAUUUCCAGCCCUAAAAUGAUGAUGAGCAGCAAACAGCAUAAACCUUGAACAGCUGGCAAAUUACCCGCAGGCCGAUCUGGUUUUAUGCUGGUUGCAUGUAGCCAUUUUCUUUUUGCUUCUGAGUGUGAAAACGUUAAUCGUCUACGCAUUUGCAGUCAAUAAUACACUGUGUAAAUAGUUUGGUGUUGUUUAUUCAUGUGUUUAACAUAAUUAUUAGUGCUGUUUAUACUGAGGGAAGUGCUCAUUGUUUAAACAGAUAACCAUUAUUUCUAUGCAAAUUAUGUACAUGAACCAUUUAUCACAUUUUAUAAUGAUUGACGGAAGAUACCCUUAUCCUUAGCCAUUUGGAUAAAUUUAUAUAUAUAAGAUGAAGAAUACUGUGUUUAGCACAAUUUAUUUGACAAGCAAAUAACUGAAGAAUAUGUUAUGUUUGUAUUAAUAUUGAAUAAUUUUAUUUGAAGAUGACUUGUUGAUAUAAAAAAGUGAUUGUCAGUUGUAGUAAUAUUAUGUUCUGGUCAUACUGUUUGUCUCAAAGUUUGACAUCCCUUGUUGUCAUGGAGACCUAGGCAUAAAUGAGGCUGUCUGAUGGUCACUUUUGUAACCACCGUUGUGACAUUGUGUCUAAUUUUACCUUGUGACAUUGAGGAAAGACAAAUAUUUUGUCAACUUUUAAGCUCACAUAAUGAUGAGCUUUUGUGAUCCCCCUUUGUCUGUUGUUCGUCAUGUGUCAUACAAUUUUCCCCUGUAGAAACUUUACAUGCCAUAUUAAUUGCUUGAUCUUCAUGAGACAUGGACUGAACAUCUGUCCAAAUCAUGUCUAAGUCAAGUUAAAAAACCUGUUCAUGUAGGACAAAACUAGGUCACUAGGUUUAAUUUAGACAAAGUUGCUCAGAACAUUUGUCGUAAUGAUUUUUAUGCCCCCCUUCGAAGAAGAGGGGGUAUAUUGCUUUGCUCAUGUCGGUCUGUCGGUCCGUCCACCAGGUGGUUGUCAGGUGAUAACUCAAGAACGCUUUGGCCUAGGAUCAUGAAACUUCAUAGGUACAUUGAUCAUGACUCGCAGAUGACCCCUAUUGAUUUUCAGGUCACUAGGUCAAAGGUCAAGGUCACGGUGACCAGAAAUAGUAAAAUUGUUUUUGAAUGAUAACUCAAAAACGCAUACGCCUAGGAUCAUGAAACUUCAUGGGUAGAUUGAUCAUGACUCGCAGAUGACCCCUAUUUAUUUUGAGGUCACUAGGUCAAAAGUCAAGGUCACGGUGACCUGAAAUAGUAAAAUGGUUUUUGAAUGAUUACUCAAGAACGCAUACGCCUAGGAUCAUGAAACUUCAUGGGUAGAUUGAUCAUGACUUGCAGAUGACCCCUAUUGAUUUUGAGGUCACUAGGUCAAAGGUCAAAGUCACGGUGACCCGAAAUAGUAAAAUGGUUUCCGGAUAAUAACUUAUGAACGCAUACGCCUAGGAUCAUGAAACUUCAUGGGUAGAUUGAUCAUGACUCGCAGAACGCUUUUGCCUAGGAUCAUGACACUUCAUAGGUACAUUGAUCGUGACCCGCAGAUGACCCCUAUUGAUUUUCAGGUCACUAGGUCAAAGGUCAAGGUCACAGUGACAAAAAUCGUAUUCACACAACGGACAGCCCAUAUGGGGAGCAUGCAUGUUUUACAAACAGCCCUUGAUGUUUCGUAUUAAAUUAUUAUAAUUCCCUUAGCCAGUUGUGUUUAUUAAUGUUAUUGUGGAAUAUGGCAAGUGUGACAUGCUUUUGGCAUUAUAUACAGGUUGUCAUUGAUUUUAGUUUUGAAAUGUCUCUUGUGUACUGACAUAUCAGAGUUUUUAUUAUUAAAAUAAUAUAUAUAAAUAAAUGAUAAAAUAAAUGAUAGAUACUUCCAAAGUAAAGGUUUGUGGCUUUUCCCAUGAAAGCAUUUUUUUUUCUAGGUGAUCUUUUAUGCACAAUUCACAAUUGUUUUUCACAUUUUGUCAUCCAAGAACGACAUCACACUAAUACCGUUCUAGCUGGUAGGUUGCUGUGAGUUUUUGUUUGACCCUCUCAAAUGCUGGUUGUUGGUUUGCAGAACCAAUAAAAUAUUAUUAACAACAUGUUGAUAAUCUUUGAAAGAGGAAACCUUUCCCAUAGCCCAUUUAAAAAAUAAGAAUGUUGGAGAUGAGAUUUUACAAGACAAAGAUUAUACAUUAGAUGCACAAUGAGAUUCCCUUUGCCCUUGUUGGACAUGCAUCUGUGUUGGGCAGUCAGUUGGUGGGGCUUGCAAAUUACCUGGAUGAUAUGUACACUGGCAGAAGUACCAGUAACCUUGGCGGCUUAUGAAAAAUAAGGUUCACAAUAUUGACUUAAUGCCCCCUCUAUGUGUUUGAAAUGCAUUGUGAAAUACACUUGAUUUGACAAAAGUAUAAGUAAAAAAAGUAUUAAAAGAAAUUAGUUUUCUUUCUAAGAAAUUUUCAAUUUUAAAAUAAUUACUAUUUAAAAUAUAACUUGCAUGUCCCCUGGCAGUAAUGUAGAUACAAGUAAACAAAUCCAAUGUAUUUGAAAGAAGUUUUAAGGUCUCCAAAUGAAACUCAAGAAAAUGGCUUAGCUAGAUUAAAAAAUAAAUAACUUUUUUAAUUUUAAACACGGUUAAUAUGUUAAGUUUAUUUUGUUAACAAAUACAAAUGUCUUUAAGGCAUUUGGUUUAUCAUCACCAAAGUAACAUUUUUGCAAAUAAGUACUUUUAUGGAUCAUAUAAGUUGUCUCCACUAAAUCAACUUGCACUUAUUUUUGUGCCAAUCAGAAACUGUUUGAUGUUCAAGGUUGGGUUAAAAUCAUAUUCAUUUUGUUUUAAUAAUGCUCCCAGAAGGACUGGGACUACAAAUAUAGCCUUUUUUAAUGAGAAUUUGUUUGCAUUAAUAUAAGUAACUUUGAUGUCAAGACUUCUGUCAAUGGAAAUACUAAUUUAAAGUGAGAAAUAACUUGUGUAAUCAACACUGAUCCACCCACCUUUAUUCGCACAGGAGAAGCAGCUUUGGACUCCUGAUUGUCGUUCAAACUUAUUACUCUUCUUGGCCUUCAUCUGCCACCCUUAUUUUUUCCAAUUUAUCUGUCUCAUCUUUUUCCGAUGCAAGAGGGAAUAAACUGGAGUUUUAUUCUAAAGAAGUAUUGUCUAGUUGCUGUUAUGCAAAGCAAUUUCUAGGUUGUUGUUGCGCCUGGACUGAUGACUGUUAACCCUUUACCACUUAUAAACACACUUUUGAUGCAUUUGUAGUCCCUUAUAAAAUCUAAUUAAAAUUAAUUUUUUUCUAGAAUCAAGUUUCAAGGCUUCAUUUCCAAUCUUAAGAUACUGAUGAGCAGCAAACAAUAAAACUGGAACAGACUGAGUUACUCGCGGGCUGUUCUGGUUUUAUUCUGUUUGUCCAUAGCCAUUUUCACUUUGCUUCUGAUUGGGAAAGGGUUUAGAACAGCGUAAGUCAUGCUCCAUUUACUGCUAAAAGGUUUUGCAGCAGCUUAAAGUUUUAAUAUAAGAGUUUUUCAAUAAAGAUUAAUGUUACAGCAGAAGGAGAACACUGAUAUACCAGUACUUUAGCUUGGAAAGAUUGCCCAUAUGUCAGUCAGAUAAAUCCUAUGACAAAAUAGGGAAGAAUCGUCAUAAUAAUAAAAAGUCUUGAAAGUUGCACCAAUGUAAAUUGUAUCUGAAGAACUUCUGUAGCUUUGAAUUGAAGCUUUCAUAUCAUCCAGCGCAGCACACUGAUGAUCUUCUCAUAUUAUAAUUUUCCAGCUUAAAAGGGCCGUCCAACAGAUUUUGGCAUGUAUUGAAGCUUGUCAUUAAAUGCUAUAAAUGCUUUAUAUUGAUAAAUUUAAACAUUUGAACUAAAAAUCUCCUGUAAAAAAUCAAGAAUACAAUUUAAAAAGGAAAAAAAGUAAAUUUCAACAGCGCUGGAACCACUGACCCCUGGAGUCCUGGAGUAAAAAGCCUCCCGCCUAGACCACUCGACCAUCCACGCUCAUGUUUUGAGUGGAUGUAUUUUAUAGCUAUAUAAGCGAUCCUCGUAGUUUUCCAAAAUAUUGUUUCGCGUCGAUACGACGCUUUAUCUGUUGGACAGCCCCUUAAAGCUAUGAUGUGCGAUCUGCCAUUUCAGGGCCCCAAUACAAUUUUUCUAAAGUUUGAGCCUGGUUAUAUUUUGACAAAAGUAAAAAAAUAUUUUAAUGUAUUAUUUAAUUUUAUUUUAUAAUAACAGUCGUGAAUUGUAGAAUAAAAGCAUAUUUUCAAAUGUUUGCUCCAAUCAUCGAUAGUUUUAAUUUUGAGGACUUAUAAGAACUUAAAUUGGAGUUAUUUUUGCAUAUAUGUCACUUUUUUUGUACUUCCGUUAUAAAUAAAUGUUACAUAUAUUUCCACAUUGUAUGGGAUGCACAAGUUAAGAUUUUAUAUAUCUUUGUAAGUUCAUUUUGUUGUGAUAAUUAUUUCAAAUUAGAUUUGCAAAUGUUGUGGUAUAGUAUGUAUUUAUGAUUUUAUUUAUUGUCAAUAAACCAUACUGCAAGUGGUAAAUGGUUGAACAUGAUGGAACAAUUUAUUUAAAUUUUGUACAUUAAAUGUGUUCAUUUUUGAUUAUCAUUUCCAGUAUAUACUGAUAGUAUGGCCUAAAUAUUCUCAAGAAGAUUAUAAGUGGACCACUUGAAAUAGCUUUAUUUAAUUUUAAUAAUUGCUAUGUCAUAUUUGAGGACUCAUGAAUAAAUUGUAUGUAAUAUU
Molecule: messenger RNA, 9511 nt
Organism: Dreissena polymorpha
Lineage: Eukaryota; Metazoa; Mollusca; Bivalvia; Myida; Dreissenidae
Exons: 14
Coding region: 217-1257 (346 amino acids)
Source: RefSeq, a predicted model, not a curated record